Molecule: messenger RNA, 1800 nt
Organism: Ceutorhynchus assimilis (cabbage seed weevil)
Lineage: Eukaryota; Metazoa; Arthropoda; Insecta; Coleoptera; Curculionidae
Source: the annotation of a GenBank genome assembly
GUACUGGUAUUUCUCGGUAGUUCCUUUGACAUAAAAAUAGUCUUAUCCUUCUUAUUUAUAUCAUUCUUGUUUGAAUUCCGUCAAGAAAUCAACCAACACAAUAACACAAGUCGUAAGUCUAGUAGUGGCGGCAGCCAAAGUGCAUUGUUAUUGAAUAUCUUAAUAAUUGUUGCGUUUGGAUAUACAUAAUUGAAUAUGAAAUAUCUAAUUUUUUUAUCAUUUGUUGGUCUUGCAAUGUCACAACGACCCACAUAUGCUGGGGCAAGUCCUAAAGGGUAUCCCGAGCUGGCUAGCCGCUUUAAGGACUCUACAGAAGACCAAAAUUUAACACAGGUGAAUUCCAGUAUAUCCGUUGCAAAUCGAAUAGGAGAGGGAGAUGACCAAUCUCAAAAUAUUCCUUUAGAUGCUAGAGGAGAUGUUAAUUUGGUUAAUCGGUUGAACAACUGGCCUAGAGACAAUAGACCAUUUUGGCUGCUAAAUGCUCAGCACAUCGAAAAUCUUAGGAACCCAGAGCGUGCAAACAAUAGUCAGCAGACUAACCAAGGAAAUCAAGAGGUUAGAUUCAAGAAUCAGCAAAUACAACAAAGUAAUGAAGACCGGCGAUUCGUAUUCGUGUCUCAACCAAAUAGUCGCGAAAAAACACGAGUUCAGUCAAGAUUUGGAGAAUCCCUGGACACUGAAACUAGAACGAUCAGACCAAAUAGUCAGCGGGGGUCGUUUGCUGGCAAUCACUCUUAGAAUAUGUUGCUGAAUUUAUAUAGACUGAUUUUAAUAGGCUGAGCAACUCCUGUAAUUCUCCAAGCGUCCAUCCAGAUGAGUGUAUUAAAAUAUAGUGGAAAAGCCUUUGCAUAAAAUACAUUGCUUGAAAAACCUAAUUGUUAUGAUGAUUAAUUUAAUAAAUUUUAACGUAGGUAGGUGUUAAAACUAGUUGAGGUAUAUAAAUUUGUUUUUUUGCAUAAUGUAGUAUAACAUACCCAGGUUCGCUCAGUAAGAUUGAACGAUGAGAAUUUUCAUUACCUUUUAAACAACAAAUCUUCUGAAAAAUGAAAUGAAAAACAAACAGGACCUUGUGGAUACUUACUCAAAUUUACUUACUGGACAUGCGCUCGACAUAGCAAAUAUUUGGGAAAUUUAAGGGAAGCAGUAAUAUGUAAAAGAAACGCAAAAUUUGUGAAACGCCUCCUUUAUUAUCAAAGAAAAACGUACCGUUCGCGACCUGGAAUUAACGAGGAAAAAGAGAACGGAAGAGAAAACCUCGAUUCCCCAAAAAUCGAAACAUACUGUGUCAUUUUAAUAAGAAUUGUGAGUCAUUAAUUCAAUAAAAGUUGAAACUAGGUACCGCCCCUGUUCUUGUGCUAAAAUUUCAAUUACACACACGACAUUCAAUCAACACUACCUGUAAUCAAAACUGAAGAGUUUUUCGUUAGUUAGCCCAUCUGUGGCAGGUACCGAGCUCCCUGGUUACGUAAAGUCACGGCUAUAGUUGUUUUUGAGCCAAUAUCUCUUUCCUUUGUGCGGUAGGAUAUUCGCUCGUCAGGUUAGGAAAAUUGUUUCAAAAACGUUUAUUAUUGAACUUAGCAACAAAAUAUUAACUUUCCAAUAAAGUGUGGAUGAUUUUAAACAACUUUUAUUUGAAACAUUUUUGUUUCUGAGUUUCCUAUUUUUUUAAAAAUGAAACCGCAGAUUUUCAUCAAAAUUAGCAGUGCAUCACCGUUGCUCACAGAUGCUUUCUUCGUUCGGUAUCAGUAGCGCGAGUUUGCUUUAUUUCAGGCACGGUCAAGUUAAAUACUUGAGCACAGC